This is a messenger RNA of Herpailurus yagouaroundi (jaguarundi), 12095 nucleotides long. It is a transcript of the gene ANKS6, whose product is annotated as ankyrin repeat and sterile alpha motif domain containing 6. The transcript has 21 exons. The record is from RefSeq and is a predicted model, not a curated record. Gene Ontology annotation, biological process: innate immune response. Gene Ontology annotation, cellular component: cytoplasm. Bases 191 to 2464 code for a protein of 757 amino acids. Gene Ontology annotation, molecular function: protein binding. NCBI's taxonomy places the organism in Eukaryota, Metazoa, Chordata, Mammalia, Carnivora, Felidae.
CGAGGCGGCCGGGCCCGGGGCGGCGGCGGCGGCGGCGGCCGGAGCGCCCGUGCCUGUGGACUGCUCAGACGAGGCGGGCAACACGGCGCUGCAGUUCGCCGCGGCCGGGGGCCACGAGCCGCUGGUGCGCUUCUUGUUGCGCCGCGGCGCCUCGGUCAACAGCCGCAACCACUACGGCUGGAGCGCGCUCAUGCAGGCAGCCAGAUUUGGGCACGUGAGCGUGGCACACCUCCUUUUGGAUCAUGGAGCUGAUAUCAAUGCCCAGAACCGUCUAGGGGCCAGCGUGCUCACUGUGGCCUCUCGGGGUGGCCACCUGGGUGUGGUGAAGCUGCUUCUGGAAGCUGGUGCCUUUGUGGACCAUCACAGCUCCUCAGGCGAGCAGUCAGGGGACAGCAGGGAUGAGCUGUUGGACAUCACAGCCCUGAUGGCUGCCAUCCAGCAUGGGCAUGAGGCUGUGGUGCGUCUGCUGAUGGAGUGGGGUGCGGACCCCAACCACGUGGCCCGAACCGUGGGCUGGAGCCCACUGAUGCUGUCAGCACUCACUGGGAGGCUCGGCAUGGCUCAGCAGCUGGUGGAGAAGGGGGCCAACCCUGACUACCUCAGCGUGUUAGAGAAGACCGCCUUCGAGGUUGCACUUGACUGCAAGCACAGGGACCUUGCAGACUACCUGGACCCACUGACCACUGUCAGGCCCAAGACAGAUGAGGAGAAAAGGCGGCCUGAUAUUUUCCACGCGUUGAAAAUGGGAAACUUCCAGCUGGUCAAAGAGAUCGCAGACGAAGACCCUAACUAUGUGAACUUGGUCAAUGGGGAUGGGGCAACCCCGCUGAUGCUGGCGGCCGUCACGGGGCAGCUGCCUCUGGUGCAGCUGCUGGUGGAGAGGCGUGCUGACAUCGACAAGCAAGACAGCGUGCAUGGCUGGACAGCCCUCAUGCAGGCCACCUACCAUGGGAAUAAGGAAGUUGUCAAAUACCUGCUAAACCAAGGAGCUGAUGUCACUCUUCGUGCAAAAAACGGGUACACGGCCUUUGACCUAGUGAUGCUGCUGAGUGACCCUGACACGGAACUUGUUCGACUGCUGGCAUCUGUCUGCAUGCAGGUGAAUAAAGACAAAGGCCGGCCCAGCCACCCACCACCUCUGCCCCACUCGAAGGUCCGACAGCCUUGGAGUGUCCCAGUGCUGCCCGAUGACAAAGGCGGGCUCAAGUCCUGGUGGAACCGAAUGUCCAAUCGGUUCCGGAAGCUCAAACUGAUGCAGACCCUGCCCCGCAGGCUCUCCAGCAACCAGCCAUUGCCUUUCUGUGAUGAACCAGACUCAGCGCUGGACUCCACAAUGAGGGCGGCCCCCCAGGACAAGACAAGCCGCUUGGGGCUUCAUGAUGUAGCCCCCACAGUGAAAGAUAAUGGUCCCGGGAGCAUGAGAGGAGACAAAGAAGAUGUGUUAUUGACAACCAUGCUUCGAAAUGGAGCCCCCUUCCCCAGACUCCCGAGUGACAAGCUGAAGGCAGUCAUCCCCCCUUUCUUACCCCCUUCCAGUUUUGAGCUGUGGAGCUCGGACCGGUCCCGGACAUGUCACGGUGGGAAGGCAGAACCCAUGAAGACUGUGCUGCCCCAGAGAGCUGGCCGGGGUGCCCCCGUGGGCAUGGGCGGUGGGAGCACAGAUGCUACUCCUGUCAGGCCGGUUAAAUUUCCAUCUCUCUCCAGAAGCCCCGCCUCUCCUGCCAAUUCCGGAAACUUCAACCACUCACCUCAUUCCUCAGGCGGCUCCAGUGGGGUCGGGGGCUCCAGCAGGCAUGGUGGGGAGCUGCAUAACCGCUCAGGUGGCAGCAUAGACAGUGUCCUGUCACAAAUUGCUGCCCAGAGGAAAAAGGCAGCCGGAUUAUCUGAGCAGAAGGCCAGCCACCGGUCAAGUCCUGUUGGGCCAGCGCCAGGGUCCGGCUCAUCUGAGCUCCCAGUCUCUCCUGCAGGCAGCGGCGGUCCCAGUGGCAAGCAGAAACUGGAGACGAGCAAACGGCCUUUGUCUGGAACUUCCACUACCUCCAAAAGCACCUCCCCCACACUCACGCCCUCCCCUUCGCCCAAAGGGCACGCGGCCGAGUCCUCUGUGUCCUCCUCGCCCCAUCGGCAGUCCAAGAGCAGUGGGGGCUCCAGCAGCGGCACCAUCACAGAUGAAGAUGAACUGACUGGAAUCCUUAAGAAAUUAUCACUUGAGAAGUAUCAGCCCAUUUUUGAGGAGCAAGAGGUGGAUAUGGAAGCAUUCCUCACGCUUACCGACGGCGACUUGAAGGAGCUGGGUAUUAAGACAGAUGGGUCCAGGCAGCAGAUUUUGGCAGCAAUUUCUGAACUGAAUGCAGGCAAGGGACGCGAGAGACAGAUUUUACAGGAAACCAUUCACAACUUCCACUCUUCCUUUGAGAGCAGCGCCAGCAACACCAGGGCCCCUGGAAACAAUCCCUGUACGUGAUCCUCCCUCCUGUGGUCACCAUCGUGAGCUUUCUGAAUUCCAGUACUGCCCUCACACAGCCAGUGCUCUGACCACUGUCAGCUCUUUCCCCAUUCCCUGAAACAGGCCACACUUUGUCACACCACCAUGGCUUUGUUCACUCUGCCCAGAACACCUGUCUUCCCUUCCCUGCUGUAGUAGUUGGUGAUGCUUGUUGGUGUAACAAACUCAAACAUGGUAGACUUAACCUCACAUGAAGUCUGGAACGGCUGCUUCUGCUUGGCAGGUGACUUCACACUGUGAUUUGGGGACCCAUCUCAUUUCAUCUUGCAGCCCUGCCAUCCCCAGGGACCUCAGCAUCUUUUCUUCUGGUUGGCAAAAAGGGGAAAGGGACAGUGGAGAAGGCACAGCCAUUCUUAACUACUUUCCUCUUAAUUGCCCUUGUUCCAUCUGUUCUUCCUCACAUUCCAUUGACCUCCAGUAGUCAUGUGGCGGCAUCUGAGUGUGAAGGAUGCUGGGGAAUGUAGUCUUUGUUUAGGUGGUGGCUCCCCAGCAGCAACUCUAAACUUAGCUGGGGCAGCAUGUGUUUUGGAGAAUGCUUAGCCUUCCCUGACACAUCUUUCUGGAAAACUUCUAACUUGUUCUUUGUGAUCCAAGUUACCUGUACAGUGAAGCCUUUCUUGACUCUUUUACAUAGAACUAACUUUUCAGCCCCUGGGGUCCUUUACUGCAUGUCUGAAACUCUGUUCUAAUGCUUGGCUGUACCCACUGCAUACAACAUACAACAGGUGUUCAGGAUGUGUAUGUUGAAUGCAUUUUUCUUUGUUGCAAGGGCAACCUUUUCUAUAGGAAACAAGAGUAAGCCCGCUGCAUGAUCCUGGAUCCCUUCUUUCUGGCCUAAGUGCCGUCACCUGCAAGAUCAGGGCUUGGGCAGGAUGAUGCUCUAAGUCUAUGCUGUUCACCCGUAUCGCUGUAGGGCUUUCUACACUUCAGGUGGGAGCAGAAGACCCUAAUAGAUUACACUGUGGAAGGACUUUGGUGCUCACAUUUUCUAGACAAAGAGCUAAGCAUUUGGAAUUUCUCGUAUACCCUGUUAAUGCUAUGUUCCUCAGAAGGGAAUUAGUUCUUGUAAUUUUCUGCCAUGUCAUAGUACCUCAGCAGCGCCCCGACUUCUAAAAUCCAGUAGCUUUUGGAAGUGUUUUCAAGUGAGUAAUUUGUUUGGCCAGUGCUUGCUACAUUUCUUUUAUGUGCUGAGUGCGGGGGAUACAGAGAUGAGCUAGAGCCAGUCCCACCCUUGGGGACCUCGAGAGGCAGGAGAGGAUGUGAACAGACGAUCCCAACCUCGAGAGGCAGUAUGACAGAGUAGGAAGAGUUUGUACUCUGGACUCGGGCUCAGAGUUCACAUCCAGUCCUUCGGCUGGCCAGCUGUGUGGCCGGGACAAGUCACGUAGCCUCUUGCCCAGAGCUUAGAGCCAGCGUGCAGAAAGCAAUUGGUCUGCACGAAGUAGACAGCAGCCUUCACAGUUUUGGUCUUUGCCACAAGCUCUGCCAGGCCACAUGUCCUCGGGAGGUGCGGUCUUUCCUAUGCCUCUCCCAGCCAAAGGCCUGGUCCCCUCCACUGGCUUCUUGAGAGGCAGUCGUGACCACAUAGCCCAGAGCCACCUCAUGCUCGCCCUCUGCCUGUUGGGCCAGUACCUCCAUCUUCUCAUCCCUCCCACUGGCAGCUGCCAGCAUGCAACAUGACUGAAGCGAAAAGGUUUCACUUUGCCUUUGCUGACAGGCAUCUUUAUAAAUGUCCCUCAAAUCCCGGCCUUUAAUGAGAAAUAGUCAUAGAGCGCCUACUGUGUGUGGCAGCUUGACUGCAGUGUCAUCCAUCCUCACCGCCAUGCGGGAGAAUCCUGUACAUCUGAAAGACAGAGUGCAGCUGCAUGCCAGCAACAUAGCCCAGAGGGGGCAGAGCUCGCUUAGAACGGGAUCUGGUGUGCUCUGGGCCCCUGCCUUUCCACCGACCCGCGUAGACUCCUGGAGCUGGGAGCACUGGGGAUUCUCACUGUUGUAAUGGUCUGAUCUCUCCAGGGGUUAUCAGUGGGCCUAGGGUUGUUUGCCCUUGAAAUACGUGGCCCUGGAGUGACAUGACUUGAGGUUUUGUGUCUGCCUCUUGCUGCUGUCCUGUUUUUUUCAUAACCCCUAUAUUCGUGCAGCUUCCUGUCAGGUAGGUUUGAACAUCCAUCAUAUACAAGGGCUGUGCUGGAGGAGUCUGCUUUCCACAGUUCAGAAUCCCGUGAUUUCAUCUGAUGACACCAGGCAGAGCUGGGCUGAUUCCCAAUUUGCAGACGGGAAACCUGAGGCUCAGGACAAGUGUCUCUCUUGUCUUUCUCACUAGACUCAAGUGGUUCUAAGGCAGUUUAUGGAGUGGUGAGAGAUUCCUGGCACCCAUUCUGGGCCAUGAUCUCCCCCUUCCUGGUAGCCCCUCCCAUCUCACAUGUAUCCCUAGGCUGCCUGCAAGGGUCUGUUCUCCUCCACAGUAAAUGUUUCCCUUGCUCGAUGACCUUCACCAGCAUUCCCCAAAAUGUAUUCCUUGGAACACUAGUUCCAUAGGAUGUUAAUGGAUUUUUCAUAAAGAAAAAUAAAGGGAGUGUAUAUGUGAAAGUAGGAUGAGGCUCUGAUCAAAUAGGUUUGGCAGGCACUGGGUUAAAGCCCAGUUACUGGACUGUCUUGCUGUAGGACAUCUCAGAACCCUCGGCACGCCAGCGUGUGUGUUGGGCCUCUUAUAAGGGGGUCAGGUAGUGCGUAGUAUUUUCCAUACGUUUGAUCACAGUGCUUCUUCGUGGUGCUGUUGCAAGACCAGACUCCUUGGACGCUGUCCGGGAAACCCUGCUUUAACUAAGACAGCAGCAGCCAUGAGGACUCGCAGCCGCUGGGGGCGGGCAAGGGGGCACUCGGACUUCAGCCGGGUCAGGGGUCUUCGCUGCUCAUCCAUCCCCAGCAGCUCUUGGCAGAGGUGCCCUGCUUGGCAGUAGGACAUCAGGGUGGGGGAGUCCCUUGACUUUUAGGUGAUUGGGACCUUGCUCAGAGGCCUCUCCACCUUGGGGGUCUCCUGCAGGGUAGAGGGCGUUUGUUCCCAGCCUGAGUGCAGUGUCCCGCCCGGUGGGUGCUGGGUGUCCGUGCCACACCCCCACUGGCCAGGGCAUCCUCCCACCUUUCUUCCUUUAGGGCCAGACCAUUCCAUGGAAGCCAGCUAGUUUUGCUAGGAGAAUGUUUACUUUUUCAUGCUUUUGUUCCCCAGACAUUCACUGAGCAUCCAGUCUGUGCCUGCCCCUGCUUGUGUUUUGGAUCCAGAGAUGAAAAUACACUCAUUCCUGCCUUCAAGGAACCCACAGUGUUUUAGAGGAGACAGGCAUGUAAAUAAAACAUUGUGGUGCCGUGUGAAGAGUCUUGUCACGAAAGCGUGUGCUAGGUCCAUGGCACAGAGAAUGUCAUUUGUGAUGGCUCAGGUUUGGCCCCCCAGGAGGGAGCUGGCAGAUGAGGAAGUGAAAGGGCACCCAGAUUGAGGGACAGCCUGUGUGAACUUAGUCUGCAUAUAGCAUUCAUGGGUUACAUAUUGCUGGAGAGAAGUUAGAUACCUGUUUUUCUGAUUUGGGUUGGGGUGGGUGUGUUUCUGUUUUUUAUUUUUUUAUUUUUUUUAUUUGGGUUCUUUUCUUUGAAGUGCAUAGAAGCAAUCUGUCACCCUGGAAAGAGCACUGAAUCUAGAGUCAGCCCUAGCACCGGGGUUUGGCUCAGCCACUUACUGAGUAACAGCGGGCUUGUUUCUUCUGCUUGAAUCUCCGUUUCCCUUUUGGUUAGAAGGGGCUGGUGCUCCCCAAGGUGCUGAGGAUCAGAUGAAAGUGAGAAAGCCCUUUUCACAGCGUGUGGGGCUGUGCAGAUCUGAGAGAUCACUAUGGCUGCACGUUGAAAUCAAUCUCAGUCUCUCUGCCUCUCUCCUUUCCCCACCUCCACGGCCCACUUGCCUGGAUGUAGCCAUGGGUGGGGAGGGGGGAGUAAGACCAGAGGAAGGGGCCUACAGCCAGAGGUAGCCCAGCUUAGAUGGCUCUGCUGGCAUCAGCCCAAGGCUGACAGUGGAUCCCCACGCUCCAGCUGUGCCUGACUCUGGGUGUUUGUGUCUCUGGGAUUCCCAGCAAGGUGGACGGAAAGAAGCAGGAAGGCUUUCCAGCCAAACUGCAGGAGCUGAUCCAGCAGACAAAGAGGAGGCAGGAAACCCUUCCAGUUUUCUCUUACCUUGGAACUGCCCAAGGACACUACUGUGCAGGUCAGGAUUGGACUGGGCAGCUCUUGACAUCCACACUGACCUUUGCUACCAAGACUAUCUCCUGAAGCCUCAGGACCCUUCUUGGGAAAAUUUUGCAGCCCAUACCGAAGGUGUUGUGAAGCAUCAUCUGUGCUCGUAUGUCUUUGUCCAUUUCAAGCAAGAUAAUCAUGUCUUUUUAACUAAUAGAUCCUGUUCAGCAUGUAAGGACACCCGAUGUUUUCCCCGAUAAAGUCAAUACUAGAUUCUGUAGGAUAGGCCGGAAGAUGAAUUUCCUCCCUGGAAGAUGGGGUAGGUGAGUCACUUCCUCUGGGUGGGUUCUCCUUAGAUAUUUCUGCAGGGCUUGCCAGGCUCCCUGCUGGCCUCAGGGGGCCUCUGCUCCUCUGUAACAUGCAGCCUAGGAGGGGAUUAGAUCCUGCUUUAAAUUUUAGUCCCUUGUCUAAGAGCCAAUCUCUAUAGAUGGUGAGUCACCAACACUUGGGAUAACAAGAGAAAUAAACACAGAAUCGCUGCUAGUGGGAUAGAGCAGAAGGCCCAGUUCAUCUGUCUCCAGCUCCUUCUAGGGUGGAGACCACCUGGGGCUCCCUUCUCAGGGCCCUGCCCAGUGGGGUGAGCCAGUCCCACCAGGUCCCCAGCUCCUGUCAGAGCCACCUCCCCAGGGCUGAUAGACACAGGGCAUGGCCAUCCUCUUCAGAGGGACCUUGUCCCCCACCUCCAGGUGGCUGGGGUAGAACUUAGCCUUACCCUAAGUCUUCAGCAAGGCCACCGUAUCCUUUGAUAAGAGGCCAGGUUGCCAUCUUGUUUCAGCCCUGUAGAGUGGGUUUACAGGUUCCUCACCAUCAAAUGUUACCUUUUUAUUAUUAUUGUUAUUUCCAUGCAAGAACUUGAUCCUUCAAAGGAUUUUUGUUUGCCAAAUGUGUAUUAAAUAACAGUGAAUUUGUCUUCUCGCUUUGAUUUUGCUCAUCGAAGGCAUAAAUGCUGCUCAGAUUUCUUCCAGUGAUAACUAUUAGAGCAGGCGCCUGUGGUGUGCGGGGUGCGUCUGUAAGCUGCCUCGCCUCCUUCACAACUGCCCAUCAGGCAGCCUUCACAUUCCCUUUCUACUGAUUCAGUGACUGUGGCACACAGACAUUUUUUUCAUCAUGAUAAGUGUACUCCUUAAUCCCUAUCACCUGUUUCAGCCAUCCCUCCACCCACCUCCCCUCUGGUAACCAUCAGUUUGUUCCCCAUGGCUAAGUGUUUCUUGAUUUGUCUCUCUCUCUCUUUUUCUCCUUUGUUAAUAUCUGCACACAGAUAUUAACCUCACCAAGGCCCCCCAGUUAACAAGGGACAGUGGGCUUCAAUGCAGAUCUCACCCCUCACUGUUAGAGGAGCCGCAUUUUCUCCGGGCUGUGUUGCUGCCUUGCUGCCUUUCCACACAGAGAGAAGCGUUACAUUGGUAUAAGCCCAGCCAACAGCAAAAAUAAAACCUGUUAGUCUAUAUGGCUUGUUCACAAUUUUUUUUGUGGGUGUGCUCAUGAAAUACUAUAAAUACCUUGGAGAUUCUCUUUGUUUCUUCUAAGAAUUCUUACAAGUCCAGGGACUGCCUCAUCUCCACCUGCUUUGGUAUCAGUAUCUCAUGUUGGCAUGCUCAGCCCUGUAGAACAUAUAGGAAGCAGAAGGUGGUGUGGGUUCCAGUCCUGAAGUGGGUGGAGUGAGGCCAAGGUCUGUGAGGCCCCAGAGGAUGGAGCAAAGAUACUAGGGAGACCAUGGGAGUAGAGCCAGCUUUCCCUGAGGAAGAGCAUCCAGGAACCCGAGCUACCUGGGAGAGGGAGCUUCCUUCCCCCAAGGCUGGGCAAGCCCAUACCAGGGCAGCUGGAGAGGGGAAUUCAGACUUUGGAUGAGGAUGGGACCCAGCAAUUGGUUCCCCAAUGACCCAAAGGUGGAGAUGAGGGGAGACAAGCGGGUAUAUAAGGCAGUGAGUUACCUGACACUAAAUAUAUGCAUUUUAUAGGGUUGACCUCGAUGCAAGUCCCUCCUUCUUGGGGAGAAGGGGUGGUGGUGAUGGUAGUUUUAGUUUUACUGAUGUGUGAAUCCAAAAGUCUGAGAAAAAUCAUUUUAGGUCAUUUUUGCAGUCCCUUCCUGCCCUCUGAUUCUAUGAAAAUCUAUAAAAAGGGGAGUGUCUCAUCAAUAAAUUAAAUGUAGAAUUACCAUGUAACACAGCAAUUCCACUCCCAACUAGAGACUCCAAAGAAUUGAAAAUAAGUAUUCAAAAAAAAAAAAACCCAAAAACGUGUAUGCAAAUAUUCAGAGCACUAUUCACAAUAAUCAGAAGGUGGAAACAAUCCAGAUGGCCAUCAAGAGAUGAAGGGGUAAACAAAAUGUGGUGUAGCCACACAAUGGAGUAUUAUUCAGCCAUAAAGAGGAAUGAAAUACACCUGCUGUGACACAGACAAACCUUGAAAACACUACACCAGGUGAGAGAAGCCAGACACAAGGGACUACAUAUUCUGUGAUUCCAUUAGUAUGAAGUGUCCAGAAUAGGCAAAUACGUAGAGAUGACCGGAGUCUGGGGGGGCCGAGGAAAUGUGGAGUAACUGCUUAAUGGGUAGGGGCUUUCCUUUGGGGGUGAUGAAAAAGUUCUGGAACUAAAUGAUAUGGUUGUAAAUUGUGGAUGUAUUUAAUGCCACUAAAUUGGGUACUUUAAAAUGGUUAGAGUGGUUAAGUUUUGUAUCUAUUUUAUCAUAAUUUUUAAUAAAAAAAAAAAGGAGAAAGGAGAGGGGAGCUCAUCACCUGGCUGGUUUUCCAUCCCUCUCCUGUCAGUCUGCUCAUCUCCACCUUGUCAUCAGUGUGAAAGAUCCGUGACCACCCUGGGGUCUUCGACACUCCCAUGUGCACAGAAACACUCCCUUUGAGUCGCAGAUGGGUGUUUUCAGAAGCCCUUCUGCGUUGGCAUGGACACCCACUGGAUGAAGGACUUCUUCAGCUGUUGAGUUGAUGCCUCCGAGGGACCCAGGCCCAGCUGACACGCUCCCUCGGCAGACACUGAUGGAACACCGUCACAGGCACCGGGGAUGCACUGAGGGGGGCAAAGCAAAGUCGCCGCCUUCGCGGAGUUUAUGAUCCACGAGGGGUGAUAAAAAUCCUGGCUCUCAGGGCACUGUGGGGAUUAACUGAGCUGUUCCAAGUCAAGUGCUCAGCACAGUGCCUGGCACAGGAGAGGGAAACUGGCUCCAACAAGCAAAAUGAUCCGCCCAAGGUCACAUGAUGUUUAGAGUAGAACCCAGGCUUCUCACACCUACUGAAUCCAGCUCUUUGGCAGCUUCCCAGGUGUGAUCUGAAAUGGGCCCUGUAUGUGGAGGGCAGGGAGAGGAAGGAAGGAAGAGGAAGAGGCAGACCCCUCCAGAUGGGCGGUGUUUUCCAGGUUCCUUGUCAGCUGGCUCCACUAAGAGGCACUGACAGGAAGUUGGAGGACAGAAGGGAGAAACCAGGGUAUCUCUCGUCCUCUCCUCAGCCGCAGGUGGCAUCUCCAAGCAGCAGCUGUGCCUCCUUCCAAGGGACCAGGACUGGUGAGUUAUGACUCCAGAUUUACCAGAUAACCCCUCCCCUCUCUGGUCCUCCUGUAGCACUUCUCCACUGUUGCUAAUUUCUGGCUGCUUCACUGUCCCCAUGUAGCUUCUCAGCCUUUCCAUUCUCCGAGUAACCAAUUCCCUGCAUGCAAGUCCCUGUGUUUUAAACACUCAAGCUGAUUCUGUUGCCUGGUUAGACUGAUUCACAUCCCAGGAUCCGCGCAGUCCCAAAUCCUAGGUAUGCACUUUAGAGCCACUCCCCUGCAGGUGCACAAGGAGAGAUGUCUAAGAAUGUCUGUCUACAGUGUUUGUGAAAACGGAGAGGUGGAGGGGGCGUGGCCACCCAUUGCCAGAGGGACGGAUAUUGUACAAGGUUCGGGACACAGAAACUGGGAGUAGAGGUCUAGAACGGAGGAGCCUGCAGGAACACGCAGCCACCCAAUGCCAGAAUGAGUCACAGUCCACUCAAGAGGCUUCCCGCAGUGCACUUGGAGCGGGUAUGAGCAGAUGAAGAAAGGAAUGAAGAACUUUCUCACCUCUGGGCCUAUGACAGAGGCACACCAGACGUAUUGGUGGAGAAUGACCAGCAAACAGAAAUAGCGGGGCGAGCAGAAUUACAAGGGAAAGGAGAGACGAGGAGAAUUUCAGGGAGCACCUAGGUGCAUUCAGUGAGCCCACGGAGUGCCUGUGAGGGCAGGGCGGGAAACUGUGGACGGGAUCCAGGCAGAGCAACUACGCAUCCUUUGGGAGAUGAGUGAAAGGGAGUGCAGAGAGCGGGGGACACAACCGAGUCUGGGAGUCCUGAGAGGCUAAAAGGGUAAGGUCGGCAACAUGGAGUUUGGGUGUUGACCCUCAGUGGCUUUCUAGAAGUCCUGGUUUUACAAAUGCUGUGUGGUCACACAGAGAAGAGAGGGAUGGAUGGUCCCUAGGCGUGGAUGUGGGUUCACCACCAACCAGCCCAGCCACACUCACCCGUAAUCGUGGCUACUAAUCUGGAUGCCCUUAACAGUCUGGAACGUGGGGACAUAAUCACGAGUGAAAUGUUUUGGCCCUGUUCACAGGCCCCUGCGUUAAACUGCUGGUCAGCAGGCUCAGGGAGAUCUGGCUUGCUGGUCAUCUGAAACAGCACAACAGCAAGUCCACAGAGAGCAAACCUGGGGCUCUUAGAGGACCAGAGUGUGAUGUGGCUGCCGGCAAAAUGCGGGUGGCCCCAGACUGCAAGGACAGCAGCCCAGAGGCCUGAACGCAGAGGGAUGCUCCUGUUAUUCUGUGUGCUUCUUGGUCCAUAUGGAGGGCUUGUGGUCAGUUCUGGACAUCACUCGAAGAAAACCAUGAGCAGACUAGUGGCCAGGGAAAGUUGAGGAACCGGGAGACAUCCCUCUGAGGAAGAGGUGACUUGGUUGGGGGUGGUACGCAGCAUUACUUGUGAGCUGUCUUUGGUGAAGGACACCAUGGAUGAAGGAGAGACUCCAGCAGCAGACUGGGAUCCAGAGUGAAUGCCACAGCAAGGCUGACUUUGGUGGAGCACACAACCGCCAUCGACCGAAUAACAGCAUGGGAGCCUCAGGAAGCACUGAUCUUGCCACUGAUCUGCUGGUAUUAUUACUAUAAUUGUUAUUAGUUGCAUGCCUAACAAGAGCUAAGUACUGUGUUAAGUACCUUACAUGCACGUACGCAUUAUCUUACUAAGGGAGUUAAUGAUAUGAAAAGUGCUCAGAACAGCGCCUGGCACACGUGAGUACUCGAAGUACAUUCGCUGUUGUAAUUAUUUAAUCUUCACAAUAAACUUGCUGUGAAAGAGGAA